AUGUGGAGAUACCUGCAUAAAUCAGUCAAAAAAGAAGUGACCAUGAGACGGCUUACUAACCCCAACCUAGUUACCAAUCAUCGGUCCAAAUUCUAUUCCACUUUAAAGGAGCAAAAUUUCUGGAGAACACCAUUCAAAAGAAGGAGCAAUUUUCAGAAAUGGGUAUUAUCGACAGGUAUUAUAAGUUUCAUUACCUUCAAUAUAUGGUGGGUUUAUUGGCCACAUCAUACUUUUCCCAAACCCGUGGCUAAAAUAUUAAGGAAGGGGUUACAUUCAGAAAUUAAGAAAGAAGGUGCGAACUUCCAAAAAAGCCUUGAGUAUUACCUCAAAGCUUUGGAAGAAUGCAAAGCUGAAAACAUGGACCCUCUUUCGGAUGAAUAUACCGGUAUUGAAAUCAAAAUUGGAGAAAUGUAUGAGAAAUUGCAUUCGUACAAUGAUGCCGCAUCUUUAUAUGAAGGCAUGCUCAAAAGGUUCUUCGAUGAAUUAAGCAAACCUACUGAUAAGUCAAAGAAGAGAAAAUCCAUGUUGUUGAAAAGAGAUCUCCAACUUUUGAUAAGAUUCAUUGAAAUAAAUAAAGACUCUGAAGUGAACGCAACGUUACUGAUAAUGCACCUUUUAUUAGCUCAACGAGAAUUUUUGCAGAACUCGCCGGAAGUCAAAAAUAUUCUUUCUAAAUCGGGACUCUUAAACGAUCAACAACUUGACUGGAAGAAUUUCAAAGGACUACCCUUUAUUGGAAAAUCCAAAGUGGACUAUCAAAAGCAUUUGAACUUCAAGAGCAAACAGGAUAUAAAGAUAAAGGAACAUGAAAGUGAACGAUGUGUUUUCAUGAAAGAACUCUUGACUGCAAGAGAGUUAUAUACCCGGUAUUGUCUCACUCAGACCAACCUUCUUGGGGCCUUGAAUAGCAAAAUAACAACACUAGAAUGGAUGCUAUUAACAGAUAGUCCUCUUGAUGAGGUCUUGCUUGCCCAGGCAGAGCUUGGGUCAAUUUUUUACUUAAAUUCAGAGAAGUUUGAAGGAAGUCUAUACACUAUCGACAAUCAACCAUACGAAAAAUCUGAAAAUUUAGAAUCUAUCCGAUCCAAGUUACAAGAAAACCAGAAUGCUUGCUUACAGUAUUCGGCUGACUGCUAUAGAAGCAUUAUCAGCUUUGCCGAUGAAAAUCAAUAUCCAAAGAUUGCAACGGAAAGCGAAAUGGAUCAGAGAAUCCUCAAGGCAUUAUCCCUUGCUUGCUACGGUGUCGGUGUGAUAAAUUUGCAUAAGGGACGUUUGAAGGCGUCUAAGAAAGAACUUAAAAGGGCUAUUCGAAUUUCAGAGAUGAUACGUUUUAAUGAGCUCAUUAAGGAAGCUAAACGCGAACUUAAAAAGGCUGAUGAUAUAUCAAUAUAA
Molecule: messenger RNA, 1392 nt
Organism: Saccharomyces paradoxus
Lineage: Eukaryota; Fungi; Ascomycota; Saccharomycetes; Saccharomycetales; Saccharomycetaceae
Gene: RCI50
Product: Rci50p
Exons: 1
Coding region: 1-1392 (463 amino acids)
Biological process (GO): protein quality control for misfolded or incompletely synthesized proteins
Cellular component (GO): i-AAA complex
Molecular function (GO): misfolded protein binding
Source: RefSeq, a predicted model, not a curated record